AUCCCUUCCGGAUCCUCACUUCCUGCCGACACGCACCCGUCGACGUCUCAUGGUUCCUCCGUGGAAAUGGCCUCGUCUGGUCCCCGAGCUGUAAAUGCCAAAUGAGCUGCUCUUUUCUGUGGUGGAGAGAGAGUCUGCAGAGAGAAGAUAGCUAGUGAGUUACGGUAAUCAGGCAGAGAAAAACAAUGCCACAUUUCCCGUGGCCAGAGCCGCUGUCACCGGCGCAGCUCAAGCGUCUGGAGGAGCAUAAAUACAGCGCCUCCGGUCGGUCCCUGCUGGAGCCUCCGUGCCAAAUCUACUGGAACUGGCUCGUACAGCAAAUCCCCACAUGGAUCGCACCAAACACCCUGACUAUUGUGGGACUGAUGGUCAACAUCCUCACCACGGUGGUGCUCAUAUAUUACUGUCCCACGGCGACGGAGGAGGCUCCAGCAUGGGCCUUCAUCAUGAGCGCUUUGGGCCUCUUCAUCUACCAGUCUCUGGACGCCAUUGAUGGGAAGCAGGCCAGGAGGACGAACAGCAGCUCAGCUCUGGGGGAGCUCUUCGACCACGGCUGCGACGCCGUCUCCACAGUCUUUGUUGCUGUGGGGACGUGUGUUUCGUGUGGCAUAGGAAGAUACCCAGACUGGAUGUUCUUUUGUGGUUUUAUCGGGAUGUUCAUGUUCUUCUGCGCCCACUGGCAGACCUACGUGUCCGGGACUCUCCGCUUUGGCUUGAUUGACGUCACGGAGGUGCAGAUCGCCAUCACCAUCAUGUAUUUGAUGUCGGCCUUCGGAGGCGUGAGCCUUUGGCAAACGACGUUGCCCAUCAUUGGACUGAAGAUGUACGUCUUCCCCAUCAUAGGCAUCAUCGGCGGGGCCCUCUACUCCUGCUAUAACUACUUCCAUGUCAUUUUGAACGGAGGUGUUGGCAAAAACGGCUCUACUGUGGCUGACACCAGUGUGCUGAGUCCUGGUUUGCACAUCGGCCUCGUCCUCACAUUGGCCUUCAUCAUUUUCAAGAAGUCGUCCAACCAGCUGUUUGAGCUCCAGCCGUGUUUGUACCUGCUCGCCUUUGGCUUGGUCACCGCCAAGGUCUCCAACAAGCUGGUGAUCGCACACAUGACCAAGAGUGAGUUGCACCUCUCGGACACGGCCUUCGUAGGCCCCGGCCUCCUCUUCCUCAACCAGUACUUCAACAGCUUCGUCGACGAGCAUAUAGUCCUCUGGAUCGCCAUGGUCUUCUCUCUGCUGGAUCUAACGCGCUACUGUACCGGCGUGUGCCUCCAGAUCGCCUCCCACCUGCGCAUCCGAGUGUUUAGCAUCACGCCGCCGGGCAAGGCCCACCGCGAGUGACGAGUUGCCCGGCGGGAGGAGGCGGGGGGAGACGCAGAUCUCUCUCCGCUCAUGAAAGCAGACGAGGAGGAGGAGGAGGAGAGACACUCCUCAACCCCGAGCCACUGCAGCCUUGACAAAGUGACCACUUCUGAUUAAAACUGCCUCUCCCACAAGAUGGAACAAAAUAUAACCAAGUAAACACUACAAACCAAAAAGGAAAAAAAAAAAAGAUUUGAAAAGCAUGGAUCUAUUGAAAAUGGAAAUGACAUGGAACCAGAUGUUUCCCUUGAAUUCCUCAUUGGCCGUUGAAGCCAAUAAGUUUUAAUUUAGACAUCAUUGCAUGAAAAUAAAGUUUAGAUUUUUACAUCCACUUCCUGCUUAUUAAACGCAAAUACCAAAACAUUUUCUUUAACUGGAACUUAUAGUUUUGGCAUAAAUCAAAGCAUUUUAUCUGCUUUAAAUUUACAGAUGUGUGUCAAAUAUGUGGGGUUGUCAUAUAUUUAAGAAACAUAAAUAUAUGACAAUCAUAAGUGCUGAAUUAGGUGAAUCUCUUUGAAAUAUGCCCAAACUAAAUGGAUCACCUGUUGAAAGUUUUCUUAAUUAUUUGUUUUUAUUCAUUAAAUGAAUGUGACUCAAUCUGGCAAGAAUCAGGGCUUGAAAAUGCGGAUUAAAAUUUUAAAAAUGACCUUUAAAACCUCAAAUAAUUUCCAAUGAAGUGUGCAAUGUGGACCUGCAGGUUGUCAACGUGUCGGGGCGACAGUCUGUGUUAGUGCUGAAAACAACGACAGGCUUUCUAUCAGGCUUCUCUUAAAAACACCUUUCUAAUAAUAUUUUUAUUCUCUGUUAUUCAUCUCAACCUACAAAACUGAAAAAAAAAAAAAAUAACUCAUCUCCUGCCUUUUAGAGCGCUGUCGACUAAUGAAGCAUUAACACAAGACCUGUUCUGCUUUCUAUGUUCUUCUCCCUGAAGGGCUAAUAGUUAAUUGUUUGUGAUUGUACAGAAUUCAACUGAAAACGCCUUAAAUAUUUUUGUUGUAAUUACUGUUUAACUUGUGAAUAUUUAAAACAGCUUUGUACAUUUUUUUGUUUUUCACUGAAGUAUCAAACCAGAUGCAACAAUAGUAAUAAUACAAUGCUACUGGAACUGUUCACUCACAAAGUUUCUUCACUUAUACAGAUGUAUAUUAUGUAAAGGUGAUUGAUUAAUUUGGUUCUCGAAGGUUUGUUGGAUUAUCAGUAAUUUCAUAUUGAUUAAAUAUCAUUGAAUUGUUGUUAUCUGAUUUACUCAUAAUUCAGGUUCAUUUGGUUCAAAAGGGAUAUUUCUGUAGUGCUGGUAAACUAUAUAAGGGUAAAAGACAAUGGUGGUAAAAGACUGGUAGUCUGGAAUUUUAUUUGGAAAAUUGUUCUGUCAGAUUCUGCUUCUGCAGGAUUAUGGACAAAAUGGAGGGGCAUGUCCUAAAAAGAUGAUUUUGCUAAAUUUACGAUUGACUUUGGAACUAUGCAUUGAAAUGUACAACCUUUAUUUCAACACCAUGUUGCACUGUUCAGUAAUACAGUAAAAACACCUUUCUACUAACAGAUACUGUAUGAGUGGAAAAGAUUGUAAUAAAGAAAAUAUUUUUCA
Anoplopoma fimbria (sablefish) is the source of this 2940-nucleotide messenger RNA. It is a transcript of the gene chpt1, whose product is annotated as choline phosphotransferase 1. Gene Ontology annotation, molecular function: diacylglycerol cholinephosphotransferase activity. The record is from RefSeq and is a predicted model, not a curated record. The coding region runs from base 186 to 1334 and encodes 382 amino acids. Gene Ontology annotation, biological process: phospholipid biosynthetic process. The transcript is spliced from 8 exons. NCBI's taxonomy places the organism in Eukaryota, Metazoa, Chordata, Actinopteri, Perciformes, Anoplopomatidae. Gene Ontology annotation, cellular component: Golgi apparatus; endoplasmic reticulum membrane.